AUGGGGUCCGAUCCAGGUACGGAGGCCGGUAAGGCGGCGACGCCCGCUGCGCCCCUUCGUCCGCUCAAGCUGCGCCUCAAGGUGGGCGGCGUGGUCGUCGACGUCUCUCGCGCCGCUUCCAGUGCGCCGCGCGGGGAGAGCGGGGGGUGCGGGGGGAGUAGUGCUGACAGCGGGAGCAGCCGCGAGGAGCGUAUCAAAUCCGAUGAGCGCACUGAUUCUGAUGAGCGUGUGAAAUCCGACGACGCGGAUAUUCGUCGCAAUUCAAAGGAGCAUAGACGCGCUAGAAAGGAAGGUUCGCGGAAGGAGGGAAGGAAGGAAGCGGAGGGCGGUUGGGAGAUGCAUACACCUCCGAUAGAAGAUCGGCGGACGGGCGCGCGGGGGGGAGAGCGGACGGGCGGGGGGGCGAGUGGGCGAUCAGAUGAGGGAAAGGAGAGGGGGGAGGAGCGGAAGAAGCAGGAGGAGCGGGAGGAACGGGAGAGGGGGGAGAAGCAGGAGGUUGAGGCAGCUGGUUUGGGCGCGGAGGUCGGAAGGCGGUCGAAUACGUUCCCGGCGCGCUUGAAGGACGGGGCUGGUGCGGGGAAGCGGGAGUCGAGGGAUAGGAGAGAGAGCGAGGGCGGGCGGGGAGAGGCGAUCAAGCCGAGGGAGGUUGAGAUGGAGCAGGUCGACGAUGAUCGGACGGUGGAGCGGGCGUCGCGGAGGGACGGUUUGGACGAGCGCGGUCGGUUGCAGCAGGCGCUGGAGAAGGCGCGGAAGGUGCUGUCGCAGAGCAAGCAGGAAGCACGUUCGAGCCCUAAGGAAGCUUCCCCGUCGCCUGCCUCGUCGCCCUCCUCCCCAGCGACACCUGGAGUCGCCGCCACCGAACUCGCAUCGCCAUCCACACCAUCAACGCCGUCGGCGCCAUCUGCGCCGCAGGUGGGCAGAGCCGCGAGCUUCAAGCGCCCCGCGCCCCUCCGCAGAGCAGCGCCAGUGCAUGGGGACUCGCGGGGCGGGGAGAGAACGGAGAGGGGUCGUGCGGAGGGCGAUCGCGAGGGCGAUGAGGGGCGGGGCAGGGGACGGGCGGGGGACGAGGAGGAGGAAGGAGGGAAGAGGAAGAGGCAUGGGAGCGAGGAGAGGGGAGCGAGAGAGGGGUGUGAGUAUGAGAGGGGGGACGAGAAACGACACAAGGGGAGGGAUGAGAGCAGAGGCGAGGUCACAGAGUAUGACAGAGAGAGAGGCAGCGAGCAUCACCGUGAGUACGAUCGGCACAGCCACAGCCACCGCCACACUCACAGUCACAGCCACAGUGACAGAGACCGCCGUAACGAGCAGCCCAGGCAGCAGAGGCAGGGCGGUCGCAACCGAGGCCGGGGCGCAGUGCAGGAGAGCAGCAGCCCAGGCAGUGCAGGUGGUGCAGCAGGGCAGCAGCAGCACCGCGUGUUUGUGGGCGACCUGGACCCCGCCACCUCUGCUGCCAAGCUCUCUGAGGCGUUCUCACGGUUUGGAGCGGUGGUGCACGCGCGCAUGGUGGAGCUGCAGAGCUACGGGUUCGUGGGGUUCAAGCACCGCGCCGAGGCCGAGGCUGCUAUCGCUGCUGGGGAGGAUGGCCGGUCAACCAUCGUUGUCAGGGGCCGAAGGGUGCGGGUCUCGUGGGCACAUGGUUCUCUGCCAGAAUGGAAGAAGGGUGUUGGGGGGUUCUCCUUUGCGGAAGGUUCCUCAAAGCUGCAGAAUGGCCGCAUGAAGAUGCUGGCAGCUACAGCAGCAGCCAGCGCUACAGCCAUGGCAGUGCUGUCCGGUGCUGCCCCUGUCCCCAUGCUUGCGGGCCCUGCUCCUAUGGGUCACAUGGGCUUUCACCAUCAGAUGGAGCCACAUGGAAAUGAGCACUUCAAGCAGGAAGCUCAUUUGGGGACAGGAGGAAAUGCAUGGCGUACUGCAGAUGCUGGCGUUGGUGCUGCAGCUGGUGGUAGCACUAAUGACGCCAUGGCUGACGAUAUCCCUCUGAAAGAUCAGCUAGAUAUUGUCAUUCCUACCAUUCGCAACCUCGAUUUCCUCGAGAUGUGGCGUCCUUUUUUCGAGCCAUACCAUCUAAUCAUAGUCCAGGAUGGAGAUCCAACCAAGGUCAUCAAGGUUGCCAAAGAUCCGUCAGGGAAGGACAUCAACGCGCUUCAACAGCACAUUAAGAACCUGCUGAGCCCGUCCACGCCUUACUUCUUCAACACGCUGUACGAUCCGUACAGAGAGGGGGCUGACUUCGUCCGCGGCUACCCAUUCAGCCUAAGGGAAGGAGUUUCGACGGCGGUGUCGCACGGCUUGUGGCUCAACAUCCCUGACUACGACGCACCCACGCAGCUCGUCAAGCCAAGCGAGAGGAAUUCGAGAUACGUCGAUGCGGUGAUGACUAUCCCCAAAGGAACUCUCUUCCCGAUGUGCGGAAUGAAUCUGGCGUUCGACCGGGAGCUCAUCGGGCCAGCCAUGUACUUCGGGCUCAUGGGCGAUGGGCAGCCGAUCGGACGUUACGAUGACAUGUGGGCGGGCUGGUGCAUCAAGGUGAUAUGUGACCAUUUGGGCCUUGGAGUGAAGACAGGACUGCCAUACAUCUGGCACAGCAAAGCCAGCAAUCCGUUCGUCAACCUGAAGAAGGAGUACAAGGGUAUCUUCUGGCAGGAAGAUAUCAUCCCAUUCUUCCAACAAGUAAAGCUUUCUAAGGAGGCAACAACAGUGGAGCAAUGCUAUCUGGAACUUGCUAAGCAAGUGAAAGACAAGCUCUCCUCGCUGGACCCUUACUUCACCAAGCUAGCGGAUGCUAUGGUGACAUGGAUUGAGGCCUGGACUGAGCUGAACGCAAAGGCUCCUGCCUCUAGUGCUUCUCCUGCCAAAGCAAAGCAAGCUGCCAAGUAG
Messenger RNA from Closterium sp. Naga37s-1, 2874 nucleotides. NCBI's taxonomy places the organism in Eukaryota, Viridiplantae, Streptophyta, Zygnematophyceae, Desmidiales, Closteriaceae. The record is from the annotation of a GenBank genome assembly.